This is a messenger RNA of Vicia villosa (hairy vetch), 1368 nucleotides long. RefSeq names its product spermidine synthase 1. Gene Ontology annotation, molecular function: spermidine synthase activity. Gene Ontology annotation, biological process: spermidine biosynthetic process. The record is from RefSeq and is a predicted model, not a curated record. The coding region runs from base 83 to 1087 and encodes 334 amino acids. The transcript has 8 exons. Gene Ontology annotation, cellular component: cytosol. NCBI's taxonomy places the organism in Eukaryota, Viridiplantae, Streptophyta, Magnoliopsida, Fabales, Fabaceae.
UCCCAACGUGUGUAACCGUGAAUAUAAAUACAAAGCACAACAAGGGCACAAACAGCGAGUAACUUCCCUACUCAUUGCAAAGAUGGCGGCACCCGAAACCACACUUCACUCCACAGAUUCUCCCUUAAAGCGGCCAAGAGAAGACGAACUGAACGGUGUCUCCGACACUCUUUCCAAAGAAUCUCAACCUAAAGGUUUAUCAGCUGUUAUCCCUGGCUGGUUCUCUGAAAUCAGCCCAAUGUGGCCAGGGGAGGCACACUCCUUGAAAGUGGAAAAAGUUUUGUUUCAGGGAAAAUCUGAUUAUCAGGAUGUUAUGGUCUUUCAGUCAGCAACAUAUGGCAAGGUUCUUAUUUUGGAUGGAGUCAUUCAGCUCACAGAAAGAGAUGAGUGUGCUUACCAAGAGAUGAUCACUCAUCUUCCUCUUUGCUCUAUUCCAAACCCCAAAAAGGUUUUGGUUAUUGGUGGAGGAGACGGGGGAGUCUUGCGGGAAGUUGCACGCCACUCUUCAGUCGAAAAGAUAGACAUUUGUGAAAUAGACAAGAUGGUUGUUGAUGUCUCCAAAGAAUUUUUCCCUGAUAUAGCAGUAGGUUUUGCGGAUCCACGUGUGACACUUAAUAUCGGUGAUGGAGUUGCAUUUUUGAAGGCAGCUCCAGAAGGAACUUAUGAUGCAGUUAUAGUGGAUUCAUCUGAUCCUAUUGGUCCUGCUCAAGAGCUUUUUGAAAAGCCCUUUUUUGAGUCAGUUGCAAGGGCUCUUCGUCCAGGAGGAGUUGUGUGUACUCAAGCGGAAAGUAUAUGGCUUCAUAUGCACAUCAUUGAGGACAUUGUCGUGAACUGUCGCCAGGUAUUCAAAGGGUCUGUCAACUAUGCUUGGACCACAGUUCCUACAUACCCAAGUGGGAUGAUUGGUUUUAUGCUUUGCUCAACUGAGGGGCCUUCUGUUGAUUUCAAGCAUCCGGUGAAUCCUAUUGAUGAGAAUGAUAGCCAGCAGGCGGCAAGACCAUUGAAAUUUUACAACCGUGAGAUUCAUUCAGCAGCUUUCUGUUUGCCGUCUUUUGCCAAGAGGGCAAUUGCUUCAAAAGAAAACUGAGAACAUCUUCAUGGAAUUGUUCACAUUCAUCCUUUAAUUGAUCCAUCCGUCAAUGAAUUGUGGAAUAAAUCAGAGCUUCAAGUUGAUAUUGAAGUAUAACUUUUAUUUCAUGAAAUGAGUUGUUGAUGGAUUCAGUUCUUAGAAACUUGUCUCAAACAUUAUUUUCAAUAUGGGACUUUAUUUAGCUUGCUCCUCUUUUUUUUUUUAAAACCUAUUUUUGAAGUUAAAAUUUACUAUUGUAUUUUGAUUAAUCAAGUAUUUUACUUACUUAAUUUGCGCAA